GGGCCGGGGCCGGAGCCGGUGCCCGGGCCGGUGCUCGUCGGUCGCUGGUGGCUGCGGGGCCGCGGCGGCACCGGGAGCGGAGCUGCGCGGGAGCCGUCGCCCCGGGCCGGGCUGAGCCGAUGCUUGCGGCAGAACCCGCCGGAGCCAUGUCCCAGCCCGAGGCAGAGCGGGCGGGAGGCGACUCCGCUCCGGAGCCAGAGCCGGAGCCGGGGCCGGGGCUCCCCGGGCGGGCCCCGCACCGCAACCGGCGGCUCUCGGGACGCGACUCCCGCCGCGCCUCCUCCCGCUUCAACCGGCGGAGCUCGGCCGAGCUGGAGCUGCUGGGAUACCCGGCACCGGGCGAGGGGCGCGGGGGGUCUCCGCCGCCGCCGCUGCUGCCACCGCCGGGCGCUGCCGGGAGCCGGGAGCCGGAGGAGACGGAGAGCGAGGAGGUGGAGACGCGCGCGGUCGCCACCUCCCCCGACGGCCGGUUCCUCAAGUUUGACAUCGAGAUCGGCCGCGGCUCCUUCAAGACCGUCUACAAGGGGCUGGACACGGAGACCACGGUGGAGGUGGCCUGGUGCGAGCUGCAGACACGAAAGCUGUCGAAGACAGAACGGCAGCGGUUCAGUGAGGAGGUGGAGAUGCUGAAGGGGCUGCAGCAUCCCAACAUUGUCCGCUUCUAUGACUCCUGGAAGUCAUCCAUCAAAGGCCAGCUCUGCAUCGUGCUGAUCACAGAGCUCAUGACAUCCGGCACCCUGAAAACGUAUCUGAAGCGGUUCAAGGAGAUGAAGCUGAAGGUGCUGCAGCGCUGGAGCCGGCAGAUCCUCAAGGGGCUGCACUUCCUGCACACUCGCUCACCCCCCAUCAUCCACCGUGACCUCAAGUGCGACAACAUCUUCAUCACGGGGCCCACCGGCUCCGUCAAGAUCGGGGACCUGGGGCUGGCCACGCUGAAGCGAGCCUCCUUCGCCAAGAGCGUCAUAGGUACCCCCGAGUUCAUGGCGCCGGAGAUGUAUGAGGAGAAGUACGACGAGGCGGUGGACGUCUAUGCCUUCGGGAUGUGCAUGCUGGAGAUGGCUACCUCGGAGUACCCCUACUCCGAGUGCCAGAACGCUGCCCAGAUCUACCGCAAGGUCACCUCGGGCCUGAAGCCCAGCAGCUUCUACAAGGUGAAGGUGCCGGAGCUGAAGGAGAUCAUCGAGGGCUGCAUCCGCAUGGAUAAGGACGAGAGGUACACCAUCCAGGACCUGCUGGAGCACUCCUUCUUCCAGGAGGACACGGGGGUGCACGUGGAGCUGGCGGAGGAGGACGAUGGCGUCAAGUCUGGGCUCAAGCUCUGGCUGCGCAUGGAUGACACGAAGAAGCUGCACGGCAAGUACAAGGACAACAACGCCAUCGAGUUCCUCUUCGAGCUCUACAAGGAUGUGGCGGAGGAGGUGGCCCAGGAGAUGGUGGUCCUGGGCUUCAUCUGCGAGGCUGACUACAAGCUGGUGGCCAAGGCGGUGCGGGACCGUGUGGUCGCCAUCAAGCGCAAGCGGGAGAAGCUGAAGCGCUCCCAGGAGAUGCGGUCGCCUGCGGAGCCGGAGCAACCAGCGGGCGUCCUGCGGAUGCUGGAGGAGCUCAAGUCCCCGCUGCCGCCCGGAGCCCCGGUGCCCUCCCUGCUCACACCCGGCUCCGGGGAGUCCAUCUUCAGCAGCACCUUCCCCCCCGAGCCCGAGGAGCCCGAGGCCGACCAGCACCAGCACUUCAGCUACCAGCACACCAGCUACUCCUCGGCCACCUCCGACGGCGAGACCGACGGGUACCUGAGCUCCUCCGGCUUCCUGGACUCCCCGGACGUGGCGCAUCGCAGCUUCCCGGCGGGGGACCCGUCGAGCCCGCCGCCCGCCCGCCCUGCGCGCUGCUUCCCCACGAGCAUCGCGGUGCAGCUGCCCCCCGAGCGCCUGCCCUCGGCCAGCGGCUUCUCCUCCCCGGUGGACAGCUACGCCUCCGAUGUGGCGUCGGGCAUGAGCGACGGCUGCGAGGGGCUGUCGGCCGGCGAGCAGAGCUCCAAGGGGCCGGCCAAGAGGGCUGCGGGGAAGCUGCUGCGGCGCAGAGCCCGCUCCAGGCUCCGCAUCACCAACAUCUCGGACAAGAACGACCGGGUGGUGGAGUGCCAGCUGCAGACCUACAACAACAAGAUGGUGACCUUCAAGUUCGACCUGGACGGGGACAACCCAGAGGAGAUUGCGGCCGUCAUGGUCCACAACGAGUUCAUCCUCAAGUCGGAGAGGGACGGCUUCAUCCACCGCAUCCGGGACAUCAUCCACCGUGUGCAGACCCUGCUCCGCAAGGAUGGGAGCAGCGCUGUGGAGCUGCCCCGGAGCCCUGAGGCUGAGCGCAGCCCCACGGACCUGCCGCUGCAGGAGCUGUCGCGCUCCAUCUCCUCGUCCUCUCUCAGUGGUAAGUCUCUGCCCUGUGCAGGCCCUUCUCAUCCCCCCACCAGGGCCCAUGCAGGGCAGGUAAUGGCCCCGGCCAAGCCCAUGGGGCACAUCCUGCCCUGGCUGAGUGCCGGCUGUCACCCCUGUGCCGCAGACCUGGGCUCCACCAGCCCCAGCCUCUCAGUCCAGUCCCCGGUCCCACCGUUGCUGAGCAGCUCCCCAUCAGAGAACAACCUCGGCAGCCCCGUGGAGGCACCGGCAGCCGGUGAGCUGCAGCCAGCGCUGCUGGGCUCCCCUGCAGGCUCCGUGCAGACCUGGCCCCUUGUCUCGGUGGCUCCCUCCUGGCUGACAGCACCACCGGUGCUCCCACAGAGCCCCCCAAGCACCCCAGGCGGGCCCGUCCCCACAGCCCUACCCCAGCCCCUGCUGUCCCCACUGCUGCUCCCCACGUCCCCUGUUCCCAGCGAGCCCAGCAGCCCCCUGAGCCCCCCCAUGACCAGCACAUCCUGGUCCCCCACCACCCCCUUCCUUUCUCUGGCCAAUGUCUUCUCUCUGGCAGUGAUGAGCGUGGCGCACACGCUGCUGCCCGGCGUCUCCUCCAUCGCCAGCUCCGGUGCGCACGUGUACCCACCGCUGCUCCCGCGGCCACAGAGCCUGGUCCUGGGGCCCCCCCGCUUUGUCUACCCUGACCCCGCCAGCAUGGUCAAGCCAGCACCAGCCUUCAGUGGGACUCUGCUGUCAGCAGGGGCUGAUGUCCCCCCUGCCAGGGGGCCCGUGCCGUUCCCUUCCCCAGCACCAGCCCCACCAUGCCCCACAGGCAGCAGUGCUGUGGGGAGUCCCCUGCCAUCGCUGAGUACAUCCACACCAGGGAGCCUGGAGGGCAACGCGGUGCUGCCUGGCUCCCCCAAGCCCAGCAACUCGCUCAUCAUCUCGGAGUCACCAGCCCCUGGCGUGCCCAAGGCCCAGCUCUCGCCCAUCAACGAAGCAGAGGCCAAGCCCCAGAUCCUAGGCCGGUUCCAGGUGACACCAAUCAAGGACCUGGCAGCGACGUCUCCGGUGCUGGGCAGCAGCGAGGGUGAGCAGCACGGCACAGAGCCGGCAGCCAGGGGCUCCCCCUUGCCUGCAGCCCCUGCCACAAGGGGCAGCUCAAGCAGCGAGUCGGACUCAGUGCUGGAGAUGGCGGAGCAGGACCCCGAGGCUGAGGAAGUGCCGGUUGAGGAGGGCAGGGCGGCGGCAGCGGAGAGUGACCGGGAGGGUCCUGGGGAGGACGGUGGCGAGAGCGCGCCGCAGGCGGUGAUAAACCAGGUGUGGCUGAGCUACUCCCGCAGCUUGUCCUACCUGAGCAGCGACGACACCGAGAGCGAGGAUGAGGAGAUCUGGGAAGAGCUGCAGAACCUGCGCCAGAAGCACCUGGCCGAGGUGCAGCUGCUGCAGAGCAUGCAGAAGAAGGAGAUCGAGGAGCUGUACCUGCGCAUGGGGAAGCAGCCGCCGCUGGGCAUCGUGUCCCCCGCUGCCAUGCUCUCCAGCCGCCAGCGCCGCCUCUCCAAGGGCAGCUUCAACCCGUCCCGCCGCAACAGCCUGCAGCGCCUGGAGCUGCCGCAGCCCCAAGGCAUCAUGCGCCGCAACUCGCUGAGCGGCAGCAGCACGGGCUCGCAGGAGCAGCGGCUCAGCAAAGGGGUGACCUUCGCCGAUGACUUCAGCCGCGUGUAGCCGGCUGGCCAGGAGUGACCUCGUGAACUACCUCAACCAAGUGCCUGCUGCCCCCGGGGUGGGGGAGAGCCCCGUCCGCGCCUCCCGGGAGGGAAGCGCCAGCCCUGGGAGCAGCCAGCGCCGUGGGGCCGAUCCAGCCGGGUGCCCGCAGCCCCUCACCUCCAGCCCUCUGUAUCUGCCCUCCAAUCUCCUCCUUCCUUGUGCCCCCUGGACCCCUCCCUGCCGUUCCCAGUCUGUUUCUCCAGCCCAACCCCAGCUGCAGGACACGUGCAAGGCGCUGCCAUCCCUUAUGGAUCCCCGCAGGCAGAACCACCCCCCCCCCCUCAGUGAUCUC
This is a messenger RNA of Pezoporus flaviventris, 4446 nucleotides long. It is a transcript of the gene WNK4, whose product is annotated as WNK lysine deficient protein kinase 4. The transcript is spliced from 19 exons. Gene Ontology annotation, biological process: negative regulation of sodium ion transport; monoatomic ion homeostasis; renal sodium ion absorption. Gene Ontology annotation, cellular component: cytoplasm; cytosol. Gene Ontology annotation, molecular function: ATP binding; protein serine/threonine kinase activity; potassium channel inhibitor activity. The record is from RefSeq and is a predicted model, not a curated record. The coding region runs from base 120 to 4112 and encodes 1330 amino acids. NCBI's taxonomy places the organism in Eukaryota, Metazoa, Chordata, Aves, Psittaciformes, Psittacidae.